Molecule: messenger RNA, 2952 nt
Organism: Gossypium arboreum
Lineage: Eukaryota; Viridiplantae; Streptophyta; Magnoliopsida; Malvales; Malvaceae
Product: putative disease resistance protein At4g19050
Exons: 2
Coding region: 1-2952 (983 amino acids)
Source: RefSeq, a predicted model, not a curated record
AUGUCAAGACCUGUUCAUGGUUCUAAUAUUGGUUCACUGAUUCUUGACAAUUUGAUGGAGUUGGUAUUAGACAAUUGCAUCAAUUGUAAGAGUCUUCCACCAUUGGGCCAACUGAAUAGUCUCAAAUUUCUUGCACUGAGGAAUAUGGAGAAGGUGAAAUGCAUCGGUAAUGAGUUUUAUUGCGACGGAAGUAAUCAAGGUCAGAAGGAGGUGUUUCCUGCAUUAAAAACAUUCAUCCUAUGGCGACUGCAAAAUCUGAAAGAAUGGACAGCAACGGCAGCAGCAAUCAUGUUUCCUUGCUUAGAAGAGUUGUUUGUUUCUAACUGCGGCUUAUUGAAAAAUGUUCCCCUGACGGGACAAUGUUUUUCUCUUAAAAAGCUCUGUAUUGAGGAUUGUUCACGAUUAAGCAGUAUAGGGGAUGGACUAGCUACUUCCACGCUUCUUGAGGAACUAACUAUAGUGAAGUGUCCAAAUUUGUGCUCAAUUCCAAAUUUAAAUGGGUUUUCCGCUCUUCGAAGUGUCUAUCUUUCUGAUUGUGGAAUCUUGGAAAUUAUUCCAAUAGCAGGAAUAUGUUCAUCUCUUAAAGAAUUUUGCAUUUCUAAGUGCAAUAGAUUAAGCAAGAUUGGAGAGGGGUUGUCUACCUCCACUAGUCUUGAAGAAUUAAAGCUAAGUGGUUGUGCUAAAUUAAGUUCCAUUCCAGAUUUGGAAGAAUUUUCCUCUCUCCGAAUUUUAGAUAUAUCGGACUGCCAGGAACUGGAAACUAUUCCGAUAAGAGAAAGAUGUUCAUCUCUUGAAAAGCUUCACGUUUCCUCGUGUCCAAAAUUAUGCAAGAUAGGAGACUGGUUGUCUACCUCCACUAGUCUUGAAGAAUUAAAGCUAAGUGCUUGUGCUAAUUUAAGUUCCAUUCCAGAUUUGGAAGGAUUUUCCUCUCUCCGAAUUUUAGAUAUAUCAAACUGUUACAAACUGGAAACUAUUCCGAUAAGGGAAAGAUGUUCAUCUCUUGAAAAGCUUCACGUUUCCUCGUGUCCAAAAUUAAGCAAGAUAGGAGACUGUUUGUCUACCUGCACUAGUCUUGAAGAAUUAAAGCUAAAUGAUUGUGCUUAUUUAAGUGCCAUUCCAGAUUUGGAAGGAUUUUCCUCCCUCCGAAUUUUAGAUAUAUCAGACUGCCACGAACUGGAAACUGUUCCGAUAAGAGGAAGAUGUUCAUCUCUUGAAAGGCUUCACGUUUCCUCGUGUCCAAAAUUAAGCAAGAUAGGAGACGGGUUGUCUACCUCCACUAGUCUUGAAGAAUUAAAGCUAAAUGAUUGUGCUGAUUUAAGUUCCAUUCCAGAUUUGGAAGGAUUUUCCUCUCUCCGAAUUUUAGAUAUAUCAGACUGCCGCGAACUGGAAACCAUUUCAAUAAGAGGAAGAUGUUCAUCUCUUGAAAAGCUUCACGUUUCCUCGUGUCCAAAAUUAAGCAAGAUAGGAGACUGGUUGUCUACGUCCACUAGUCUUGAAGAAUUAGAGCUAAGUGGUUGUGCUAAUUUAAGUUUCAUUCCAGAUUUGGAAGGAUUUUCCUCUCUCCGAAUUUUAGAUAUAUCAGACUGCCACGAACUGGAAACUGUUCCGAUAAGAGGAAGAUGUUUAUCUCUUGAAAAGCUUCACAUUUCCUCCUGUCAAAAUAUCAUCAAGAUAGAAGUCUGGUUGUCUACCGCCACUUGUCUUGAAGAAUUGAAGUUAAGCAAUUUUCCUAAUUUAAGUUCCAUUCUAUAUUUUGAAGGAUUUUCCUCUCUUCGAAUUUUAGAUAUAUCAGACUGCCACGAACUGGAAAUUGACUGGUUGUUUACCUCCAUUAAUCUUGAAGAAUUGAAGUUAAGCAAUUAUAUAUCAGACUGCCAAGAACUGGAAACUGUUCCGAUUAGAGGAAGAUGUUCAUCUCUUGAAAAGCUUCACGUUUCCUCGUGUCCAAAAUUAAGCAAGAUAGGAGACUGGUUGUCUACCUCCACUUGUCUUAAAGAAUUGAAGUUAAGCAAUUUUCCUAAUUUAAGUUUCAUUCCAGAUUUGGAAGGAUUUUCCUCUUUUCGAAUUUUAGAUAUAUCUAUCUGCAACAAUCUGGAAAUUGUUCCGAUAGGAGGACAAUGUUCAUCUCUUGAAAAGCUUCACAUUUCCUCAUGUCAAAAAUUAAGCAAGAUAGGAGAUGUGUUGUCUACCUCCACUAGUCUUGAAGAAUUAAAGCUAAGUGAUUGUGCUAAUUUAAGUUCCAUUCCAGAUUUGGAACGAUUUUUCUUUCUCCAAAUUUUAGAUAUAUCAUACUGCCACGAACUGGAAACUGUUCCGAUAGUAAGAUGUUCACCUAUUGAGAAGCUUCUCAUUUCCUGGUGUCCUAAAUUAAGCAAGAUAGGAGACGGGUUGUCUACCGCCCCUUGCCUCAAAGAGUUAAAGCUAUCCCAUUGUGGUAACUUAAAUUCCAUUCCAGAUUUAGGACGAUUUUCCUCUCUUCAUAUUUUAAAUAUAUCAAACUGCAACAAUCUGGAAAUUGUUCGAAUAACAGAAAGGAACUCAGAUCUCGAAGUGCUUGAAAUUAUUGCAUGUAAAAAAUUAAGCCAAAUAGGAGAUGGACUGCUUACUUUCACUCGUCUCAGAAAAUUGAGGAUAGUGAAGUGCCCGAAUUUGAGGUCCAUUCCAAGAAUGCAUAAUGGUUCUCUCGCUUCUCUCGCCGAAUUAGACUUCACUGGUGUAGGCGAAGGCUUAAUUCGUCUGUUACCAGAUUUGCGGCAAUCCAACGCUUGCCUUCACAAUCUGACACUAUCUGAUUUGCCUGAUCUAAAAUCGAUUCCAGAAAGUCUAGGGGACAUGCGUUUUCUUUAUCAUUUAACAAUCAAAAGGUGUCCAACUUUGAGGAGCAUUCCAAAUGACCUCCUUGGCAGCCUUAAUUUCUUGAGAAGGUUAUUGGUGGUUUCUCAGAAGAGCUAG